CAAAUUGUGCCGAGACGAAGGUGACUUACAAUGGAGGCCACCUCUGCUAAAACCGCGCCUUCCGCUCCUACUGCAUCCGGCGACAAAAUGAACUACGCACUGCAAGUUGCCCUGCAGACGAUUAAGGAGCGUUGCAUCCAGUUGCAACGCCGCGUGACCAGUAUGGAGGAGGAGAACCAACGGCUGCGCGAGACCUCCGCAAGAUCAGAAGGUCUGGUGGCAAGUAGUGGAGUAGGUGCCGGGGACGUCACCUCUCUGCGAGCUCAGGUGGGCGAACUGCAGCGGCAAAAGGAGCAGCUGGAGGAGCACAUCAGCAUGGUGUCCAAUGAAAACAGGCGACUGUGGUCCCGCUUAUCCCAGUUCUCCAAGGACCAGCAGCUACAACCGGCUCCGCCCUCGCCUGACAUGCGUGCCAACAUAAACCAGAACCUUGUACGCUCCAAGACUUUCACACAGCACUCUCCCAAUCCUCACCUGCGCCAGAAGAUGCUUUCCGAUGGAAUUAGGGAUCUCAGUCUAGAGGAGAUCGCCUUGGAUGACUUUGUGGCUGGCGACUCCGAACUGGGCUAUCCCUAUGGCCUGCCCGGGGAAGAGACGUCCGCCAGUGAAUCAGAUGCCAACGUGGAUGCCAAACGAUGUAUGGACGGACUGCAGGAGAUGCGGCGAGAAGCGAUGAAGCAGCAGCAGGAACUUAGUUCGGCACUAACUCGCUUAGAGAGUCGCAUCGCUCUGCAACCCUGUCCGGACUGCGCCCAAAAGUCGGCCAAGAAGCCGGAAAUGGCUGACAAAAGCCUCGAGACGGACGAGAGUCUUGGCAACGAAAUAAAACACAACGGUCACAAUGUAUCACCUCCGCCCGUACAACGAAUUAACAUACUACAGGAAAAAAUAAAGGCGGAUGCAGCCGAUGCUAUGGAGAAGACCUGUCCUAUGUGCGGCAAGAUCUAUUCCAGCCAGGUGUCAUUUAACGCGUUCCGGGAACAUGUGGAGAUGCAUUUUAUCGAUACCCUGGAGGUGGAAGUGGACAACAGUGUUGAGCGGCAAUACGAGUUCGUAUCGCAUACUGUGGGCGACUUCUGACCCCGCAGACGCAUCUACUUUGCCACCGAGCUCUGACUUUUGUCAAAAUAGUGCUGCAAAUAUCUUAGUACUGCAGUUUGACUGCGUAGAACCGCGUGCUUGUUUAGCUGGACAUUGUUAUGUUUCCAUUAAUUAGGCGUGUAAGCGACAAAGCGACAUAUAUCAAAAUCCUUUUACAUUAUAAUCUUUCCAUAUACCAUGAGUGUGCAUGAAUACAUAGUGUUUAGUUACAGAAUACGAAAUACAGUUUAAAUAUAAAGACUAAAAAAUA
Messenger RNA from Drosophila ananassae, 1351 nucleotides. It is a transcript of the gene spn-F, whose product is annotated as protein spindle-F. The record is from RefSeq and is a predicted model, not a curated record. Bases 31 to 1080 code for a protein of 349 amino acids. The transcript has 2 exons. Lineage: Eukaryota; Metazoa; Arthropoda; Insecta; Diptera; Drosophilidae.